Molecule: messenger RNA, 330 nt
Organism: Linum trigynum
Lineage: Eukaryota; Viridiplantae; Streptophyta; Magnoliopsida; Malpighiales; Linaceae
Source: the annotation of a GenBank genome assembly
AUGAAUCAGAACUCCGUCCAAACCCCAGCGCCGGCUGUGUCAUUGACAGGUCGUCCGCCGGACACAGGACAAAGGCCGAACGCUAAAGCUCUCUCUUCCCUGUCUAAUCCAGCAAGUUUCCCUGCCCUCAACUACAGAUCUGCAUUGGUUGGCCAACCACAAGAAACCAGAACACUUGCGAAUCAAUGGACUUAUGUCGGGGAGCAUGAUCUCGAAGCGGGCUCUUUCGUCGGGGAACCAGAGCUGAAGGUAUCGGAGAAGUUCAAAGAAAAGCUCUACUCACCCUGGAAGAAAACCCUGGUGGUCCGACUAUUGGGACACUCCGUCUAG